AUGAUAGUGUUGUGUUUGAGCAAUUUACUUUUAAACGAACAUAUUUAACGAAAGAGGACAUAUUCUGUUAUUUUACAGUGAAUGAUUAAAUAAUUGGGAAUACAUUAACACAGACGAAUUUAUUACACAUAAAAGAAAAAUAACUGUAUACAGUUGGAAGUUGAUAUAAAUAAUUCUAAUUUAUUGUUCAAAAAGUGCCAAAGGAAAUUAGAAACAUGACCAGCACAUCACAAAAACAUAAAAACUUUGUUGCCGAACCAAUGGGUGAAAAGCCUGUUACGGAUCUUGCUGGAAUCGGAGAAGUUUUAGGACGCAGAUUGGAAGCUGCUGGUUUUGAUAAGGCAUAUGUAGUACUUGGACAAUACUUGGUCUUAAAGAAGAACAGGGAGUUAUUUCAAGAAUGGAUGAAAGAUGCAUGUUCUGCCAAUGCAAAACAGUCAAGUGAUUGUUACCAGUGUCUCUCCGAUUGGUGUGAAGAAUUUUUGUAAAAUAAUUAUAAAAUUAAUGUUAAUAUUGAACAAAAUGAAACUGUUACUAUAGCAGAAUAUCUUUUAUAAUAUUUUAAUGAAAAAUAUAAAAACUACUUUAGCGAAUACAACAUUUUAGACAACUUUACUGUAGCAUAAUUGGAUCAAGUGUCCAUGAAAGUGUUUUGAUAAUUUUAACAUAAUUGUAAUAUGAUUUGAUCUAAUUAUACUAGAAAACAACAGAUAUGACAAUUUUAUGCGAGAGAUUCAUGUUACUAAUAAUUUUCGGUUAAAUUUUAUUUAUUUCUCUAUAGCCGCGUUCUUAACAAAACAGGACAUUCUUUGUAUCUAUAAGUAUGUAGAAACCGUUCAG
Molecule: messenger RNA, 840 nt
Organism: Colletes gigas
Lineage: Eukaryota; Metazoa; Arthropoda; Insecta; Hymenoptera; Colletidae
Gene: baf
Product: barrier-to-autointegration factor B
Exons: 3
Coding region: 216-488 (90 amino acids)
Molecular function (GO): DNA binding
Source: RefSeq, a predicted model, not a curated record